AAAGAGUGGAUCACCAAAACCAACCAUUAGUUUAUUGUAGAAUCCAGAUCUAGAAUAGAUGAGACUAUUAACUAUAGACCAAAUGCUAUCCUAUCUUAUUAAAUAAUGUCUAGGUUGCUAGUCUAAAAUGCAAGGCAGAUGGACUUUAAAUAAAAUGCCAUGUAGCGUUGAAGUCUAGAAAUUUAUUAUGUCACCUAGACCUAGUAUUUCGCAUUCUGUUUCAUCACGUCUAAAAACUCACAAUGAAACGGUCAAAGAAUGACCACAUACGCUCAACAAUCAGCCGCUAUUUCAAAAGAAGACAAUUUGUGGAAAGUGAAAUGCCUGCUCGGAAAGAUGCACAACGUGAGCAGUCUGUUACAGAUAUGUCAGUACGAAGGCGGACACGUUCGAGAACAAGUGUUGAAAACUCGCUAGCACUGACCAGCAUAUCUGGAGAUGCAACAGCUUGUGACCAGCAGUUCACUAGGAUGAAAGCUUUUAUUUUAGGAGCCUCUGCACCAUACCAUACAGAGCUACAGCCUUUGUUAUUUCCUCUUUUUGCUCACACAUAUUUGGAGAUGCUGUCCAAUGGUCAAAAAGUACCUGCUCAAAAAUUUCAUGAGAGACACUCAGAGACAUUUAAAGAAGAGCAAUAUCAGUCGUUCAUUAAAGUGUUAAAGAAACUGGAAGCCAAAAGUGAUGUUCUUACAACAAAAGAAGUUAUAGAGUUUAGAGAACAUCGUUUCAUAUUGAACUUGAGUGAAGAGUCCUUUCAUUACAUGAUGCUACAUUUAAAGGCUGAGGAUAACAUGAUCAUGCUUCAGAUUUUUAAUCAAUAUAUCAAAAUUAAUGUUGUGCAAGAUGCUGGUGCAGUGUGUGGCAGCAAGCUUGAAAUGAAACAACUUCCAGACGUUCUAGCAGAAUCUCAACUCAUCAAAGAAUCUCCAGCAUCUGUUGCCCCAGUUAUUGAUGGUCAGCAACAAGAACCAACACUGGAAGAUGAACUUGCCGUUGCUAUCAAAGCUGUCAGAGAGCUGCCUCCUUGCCUACCUUCUAUAUGUUUCUUCACAUUUUUGAACACUUAUCAAGGUCUGUGUUCAUCAACCAUAUCUAUCGACAAGAAAAGGCUCAGCGGCUGUUUUGAAGAUUCCAGCAUUCUGGUAUGGAACCUAGAGCCAGAUUUAUUGACAAGAACUACUUCUGAGUGUGAUGUUAGUAAAAUAGUUCUAGCGGCAGACUACAUUCAUUGUUUAGAGGAUGAAAUCAAAGACAAAGUUUUCAGCAGAUCAACUCAAAGUACAGAAACAGCCAAACUAGUCGGUCACCGUGGCCCUGUAUAUAAAAGUAGAUUUCUGUCUGAUUCCAAAACCUAUUUACUCUCCUGUUCUGAAGAUUCCACUAUCAGAUUAUGGAACUUGGGAACACAGACCAAUGCCUCUUUGUAUGUUGGUCACAGUUCAGCAGUUUGGGAUGUCAACAUCAGCUCAACUGACACUUGGUUUGCCAGCUGUUCCCAUGACACCACUGCCAAACUGUGGACAUUUGAACGAACAUAUCCUCUCCGCUCAUACAUUGGGCACACCUUUGAUGUUGAUUGCUUAGACUUCCAUCCUAACAAUAAUUAUUUGGCUACUGGAUCUGGGGAUAAAACUGUACGGUUUUGGAGUGUAUCUGAAGGUCGCACAGUAAGAUUGCUACAGGGUCAUCGAGGUUCAGUAUUGGCCUUGGCUUUCUCCCCCAAUGGGAAAUUGCUAGCUUCUGCAGGUGAAGAUAGAAGAAUACGAGUGUGGGACUUGGGUAGUGGACAAGUCUUAAAAGAUCUGCGAGGUCACAGUGACACAGUUUUUGCAUUAGCCUUUGAUGAUACCAGCUCCAUUUUGGCUUCUGGUGGGGCAGACUGCUGUGUCAGGCUUUGGGACAUUCAGAAAACCACAGACUCACAGCAAAUUGAAGGCCAUUCUUCCCCUGAAUUGUUGGGAGCAUUCCCAACGAAGUCUGCCCUUCUCUCCUAUCUCAGAUUUGCACCUUACAACAUUCUUCUAGCUGCAGGAGCUAGUUCCUGACAUUGUUGACAGUUUUGUACACAGUUUAUUUAUGCAAUACAUUGUUGUUUUGAACAGAAAUUUUUUUGCUGGUCUUUUCAAAGAAGUGUAGGACUGAAUAAGCCUUAAUACUUUUAUGUGAAAUGCAAGGAGGGUGCAUAAUAAAUGUGAAAUGUUAAUCAAAAUAAAAAAAACACUUUUGCACAUAUUGACACACUACUUAACUAGAGACCACAAAUUUCACUUAAAUUUUCAAUAGACAAAGACUACCCUGAUCAAUCAUAACCCAAUGGAAAGUUAUAUUCAACUGAAAGUAAUAAUGUUGAAUGGCAUUUAAAUUGAAAAGUUUACUUCGCAAAUCACUUCAAAAUAAGUAGCCAGCUAUUUAACUUCAAAGUAUAAAACUUUUUGCUCUAGAAACUGCAUUUAUUUCAAAGCUUCACUAAAUAUAAUUUCAAGAGCUUACUACCUCCUGUGCAGCUGUCUCCAUAAAGAUCUGGCAAUGUCUGAAAAUGUCAUCAAGAGCAUCAAUACCCAUUACUCACAAUGGAGCUUUGUCAAAGAGUUUUACAGAUCUAUUCAACUUGGGUGAAAGGAACUAUUUAACUUCAAAGUAUAAAACUUUUUGCUCUAGAAACUGCAUUUAUUUCAAAGCUUCACUAAAUAUAAUUUCAAGAGCUUACUACCUCCUGUGCAGCUGUCUCCAUAAAGAUCUGGCAAUGUCUGAAAAUGUCAUCAAGAGCAUCAAUACCCAUUACUCACAAUGGAGCUUUGUCAAAGAGUUUUACAGAUCUAUUCAACUUGGGUGAAAGGAACUGUACCAUUGUGUUUAUCACUGCAUCUCCAUUUUGUUGUUAAAAUAUUUGUAAAUUUUCAAGUUCUACCCAAGAAGGAAUAGUGAUUAAGGAGUUUUAUUUCCCCCCACAUAAAGUAUACCUUCACCUCUGUACCUUGUAAAUUUUGCUUGUUAUUUAUAAUUUCUAAACCAUAGUUCAUAUGAUAAUUGCUUGUUUAAUACAUUACAAAACAUUUGUUAAACCUUUUUAUUUUUUGUCAUUGGCCAAGUACUAGAUUUAAACACUGCUAUGAAAUUUGUAGCAUACACUUAGUAUCAACUACUUUAGCAAUACACUGUACUGAAGCCAAAAAGUUGAACCAAAAAUGAUCAGACAUCCUUUGAGAGCCAACCAAUGUGAAGAAGGGUGGUCAUGAACAAGAAAGAAAAGACAAAUUCAUGUCUAUACAUUUGGUCUUUUUGUGCUUUAGUACACACGCACAGUUUAUUUUUUGUACUUGUCUCUUGGUGGCCUAAACAAAAUGUAUUAAGCUCUUAUAUUAUUCACAUUGAGUAGUCCACUUAAAAUGUAUAAAAUGGAACCAGUUCAGGUUUAUAAUAAUAUAGGUACAGUACUAACAAACAAAUUGUAAUAAUUAACCACAAUGAGCAACACCAAAGGGAAAAAAAAUGAAAACAUUGGACACCUAUGUUAAUAAUCAGUUAACAAGGUACAGACACAAUUAAGCAAAUUAGUAGAAUGAUAUUAAUAGUUGAGACGGAUUAGUCUUGGUUGGCCAGCGUGGCUAGAAUAAAAAAAUAUCUAAGGAUUCCAGAAGGUUUUGUUCAUUAGAACAUCUAAUCCAGCUGACAGGCUGAUUCAUUCAGGUGACACAAGAGUCAAUAAGUAAUCAACUGAAAAUGUACACAUACAAGUAUUAUCUGCAGUCAUACAGCUGUGGAGUAGUUUUUCUUCUUUAGACAUGUAAACGCUGCUAUGACUUAUCUAUAAACAGAAUGAGCUCGCAAAGUUUAUCACAAUGGGCAAAGCAAUAAAAUGUCAAUUUGGGACAAAAAAUUGCCUCAAUAAUUUAAGCACUUCAAAAUUUUAUUGCGCAAAUAGAAAAGCCCAUAACUAGAGCUAACAUUUUAAGAGCUAUUGCAACAUCAAACUUUUAUCACUAUUUGAUAAUGCUUAUAUUUUUUUAAAAUGUAUUUUAAUGAUGCAGAACUUUUAACCAAAGUAGAAAACCAGGUCAGCAUGAGGUAACCAUCUCUGUAUUGAAUACAAAAUAUACAUAUUUAUUCCGCAUACCGUAACGGGUAAAUCAAAAUUACGAAAGCUGUUUUAAAAUAACUGAACCAAAUUUCAAUCAGUCAAACAAGAAAAAAAAAAAACUAUUAUGCUUUUGUUACUUAGGAAUACAAAAUGUUUUCUUUUUUAAAGAUAGGCAAAAUAAUAAUAAUUAUAAUAAAAAUGUGAAAAAAAAAAAUUCUUGUCACAUAACACGGACUUCAGCUUCACAAAGUGUCAAUAGAAUUAUAACAUUGUACAACUCUAACAGAAGGACUCUUUUUUUUGUUAAAUAAAUAACCAGCCUUUGAAUGGAAAUUCAAUCACUAGCGGACAGCAGAAAAUACAUUUCAGUCCUUUUUGUUUUUAAUUUAGGGGGAAACAAAAGAGAAAAAAAAAUAACAUUGAAUGCACAACAAAGAAUAUCUAGAUUAUUUUAACCAGCAAAGACUUCAGCAUCGUGAAAACAAUUUAAACAAAAGUAUGACUACAACAGACUUCAAAUUAAAAAUAAAAAAAGGGUGGAUGAUGAACAAUAAUCAUAUUAGAAGUGAAGAAAACAAACCAUCUAUUAGCUGACAUCUACAAGACAUUCAAACCAUUCACAGAACCAUUCAGACACAACAACUGACUUUCCUAGUGCUAGUGUGAUGUUUAGGUAAAUACCUGCCAGUACUGCAGUCUAACAAUCUGAAUUGCUACAUUCUAAAGUAUUGAAUUGAAAGAAAGUUACCAAACAAUUAGAAGGUAAAUGGUAGUGCUUCAUUAUAAUACAAGUCAUGCAGCCCAUUCAAAGUGAUCACAGAAAAACAAAAAUGAUGUGUUAUUUCUUAACUUUGGACAGCUAGAGUAAAAGAUUUAACAAUUAAUGAUAUCAUUAUAAGGUACUAGUAGCAUAAUGCAUGUGGCUAUUGGUUUAAUGUAUUGAAUGACAUAAGCAAAGAUGAUUCAGCAUUAAAAAAAAAAAAAAAAACCUUCACGUUAAACAAACAAAGAGCAUAACUGAUAUUCAGUUUAUUGUUUACUUGUCACUGAUUGCACUCAGAUGCUGAUACACACAUAGAUCAGGUUGAUAAAAGUGGAAUAAGAUGAACCUAGAAAAUUAUUUUUUUAUGUAUACAUAAUAAAGAUCUGUCAAUUUAUUGAACUACACAUCUUAAGAUACCAAAACAAUAAAUAUUUUAAAAAUAAAAGAAAAAAAAGAAUACAUUAUUUUAAAAGAACACAAAAAAAAAAAAAAAAAAAAAAAAAAUCCAAGAAAAACUUUUCCUGAAGUGAUCUGUAAAAAUUAAAAACCAAAAGGACCAACAAAACUUUAUGUUAAUUUUUUUUUAAUUGGUAUGCAAUUCUUGUAAACUGUAAAACAAUGACUUUUUUUUUUUGGCAUGAUGUUAAAAUGUUUAUUGGUUUGGAAAAUUAUAAGAAGCAAGAUUUAAAAUAGCUUGCUGAAGGUAUCCUUAACAAUACAUACACAAUCAUUGAGAAAUUUCUAAAGCAAUAUUAACACAAGUAUGUUACAAACAAAGGGAGGUUAUGAGCUGUAACACUAAUUGGAUGAAAAACUACUUGUUUAACGCUAUGUUUAAAAUGUUUCAGGUAAUCACUUUCAGGUUAUCUAACCACAAUAAAUGCUAGUUUGUAAAAAUGUUCCUUUUGAAACUAAAGCUGUUAUACAAAAUCAUUUCAGUGUCGGGAGUGCUUUAAUCAUAUUUUAUUUGCAAUAAAACUAUCUACUGUUACAAUUUGGGGGAAAAAAUAACAUUCAAUGCUAAUUCAGGAUAAUACAAUAAUAAUUUAAAUACAGCUACUUCGCUCUUUUGUUGGAAAAGGGUGGGUGUAGGUGGAGACAAAUACCACAAUUAAUAUAGCCAAAAAAAAAAAAAAAAAAAAAAAAAGAAAAAAAAAGAGAA
Messenger RNA from Biomphalaria glabrata, 6003 nucleotides. Its product is annotated as TAF5-like RNA polymerase II p300/CBP-associated factor-associated factor 65 kDa subunit 5L. Gene Ontology annotation, molecular function: protein binding; RNA polymerase II general transcription initiation factor activity. The coding region runs from base 243 to 2045 and encodes 600 amino acids. Gene Ontology annotation, biological process: transcription initiation at RNA polymerase II promoter. Gene Ontology annotation, cellular component: transcription factor TFIID complex. Lineage: Eukaryota; Metazoa; Mollusca; Gastropoda; Planorbidae. The record is from RefSeq and is a predicted model, not a curated record. The transcript is spliced from 14 exons.